AUGCCUCCCGCAAUUUCCGACGACGAGAGAUCCGACCCUCUUUCGGGUGACGACGAGGUCUUGCCCCCGAAGAGACCUGCACCCAAAAAGCCCCACAGCAAAUCAAAGUCAAAGGCCGUUGAGAAAGAAGAGGUCGAUGAAGAAAUGGCCGACGUCAAGAACGGACACGUCGAGGCAGACAACGACGACGACGACGACGAGGAAGAAGACAAUGCCGAUGAAUAUGUCGUCGAGAAGAUCAUGAAGCACGCCUUUGACAACGGAAAAGAUUGUCUAUACGAGGUCAAGUGGCUUGGUUACGAGAACGUCGAAGACAGGACUUGGGAACCGGAAGAGAAUCUUGAGGGCGCUAUGGACGUCCUACAAGCCUACUGGGACAGCAUUGGCGGCAAGCCUACAGCCAAACCAAAGACACCUGCAAAGAAGGGCACCAAGAGAAAGGCCGCUACAGCUCAGAACACACCCGAAGUUGCUUCUUCGUCCACCACAAAAAAGCGUGGAAGAAAUUCCGUCAAGACAGCCGAGGAACAGCCCGAGCAUGCCAAGAUGUCAUCACUGCCUGAGGGCUCCUGGGAGGACCAUGUUCAGCUCAUCGAUGCUGUUGAGCAGGCAGGAGAUGGUGACAGCAAGGGCGACUUGGUCGUAUACCUGCUCUGGGAAGAUGGCAAACAAACUCAGCACUCAGUAAAGGUGUGCAGACAAAAGUGCCCGCAAAAGCUUCUCGACUACUACGAGUCGAAACUGUUCGUCGACCACUCCAAACCAAAGACCCGCCGAAGACGUUCCACUAACAAGGUCCAGGGUCUUCAAGACGAGCAUGGAUACGGAUGA
Messenger RNA from Aureobasidium subglaciale EXF-2481, 831 nucleotides. RefSeq lists its product as uncharacterized. The transcript has 4 exons. Lineage: Eukaryota; Fungi; Ascomycota; Dothideomycetes; Dothideales; Saccotheciaceae. Gene Ontology annotation, cellular component: pericentric heterochromatin; nucleus. The coding region runs from base 1 to 831 and encodes 276 amino acids. The record is from RefSeq and is a predicted model, not a curated record. Gene Ontology annotation, molecular function: chromatin binding. Gene Ontology annotation, biological process: chromatin organization; negative regulation of transcription by RNA polymerase II.